AUCAUGUCACCGUGGAGAUGUACCACUCCGCCAGGCGGCGCUGCAGCCAGGAGAGCUGCCCGGAACAGCGCCCCCUCCUGGGCGGUUUCAGCACUGCGCCCAGCGCCACCAACUCCUCCUGGCAGGUCCUCAAUGUCACUGCGAUGCUCACACACUGGAUCCGCCCAGGGGGCAGCAGGCGGGGGCAGACUGGGCAAGUGGACAGCAGUCAGCAGACGCUGUGCCGAAGGGUGGACAUGUGGGUGGACUUUGACCUGAUUGGCUGGAAGGAAUGGAUCAUGUACCCCAAGCGCUACAAUGCCUUCCACUGCGAGGGACAGUGUCCCCGCCUGCUGAACAAGAGCUUCAGACCCAGCAACCACGCCUGCAUGCAGGUGAGCACGCCUUAGCUAGUCCUUUCAUACGUCAGUUAGGGGAUACGUUUGUAGUUUACAGUGGUUUUAGACAGUAUGUGGUGAUGUCAGGCAGCUGUGAGCCGGUUUGGGCUGCAUUGUGACUCUCUCCCGCUCCCACAGACUAUGCAGACACCAAACGCAGACAGCACAGACUGCGCAGACACCAAACGCAGACAGCACAGACUGCGCAGACGCCAAACGCAGACAGCACAGACUGCGCAGACGCCAAACGCAGACAGCACAGACUGCGCAGACGCCAAACGCAGACAGCACAGACGGC
Megalops cyprinoides (Indo-Pacific tarpon) is the source of this 675-nucleotide messenger RNA. Its product is annotated as nodal-like. Gene Ontology annotation, biological process: BMP signaling pathway; SMAD protein signal transduction. The record is from RefSeq and is a predicted model, not a curated record. Gene Ontology annotation, cellular component: extracellular region. NCBI's taxonomy places the organism in Eukaryota, Metazoa, Chordata, Actinopteri, Elopiformes, Megalopidae. Gene Ontology annotation, molecular function: type I activin receptor binding; growth factor activity; cytokine activity.